AUGCCUCCAACGGAAACGACCGCCGCUCGCAACAGGGAACCACCGGAUUCCCCAUCUGGAUCCCCCGUCCAACCAACCAAGAAGUCAAAGUCCACAUCCAAUGGAGAACCUGCGGGACAGAAUGAUACAGAAAUGGCAGUGGUGACGGCGGUGGCAGAGCCGGAGCACUCCGACGACGACGCAACCAUGACGGAACAGGGGAGAACACACACGAUCCCUCCCAGCAAAAAUGGCAGCCCAUCGAAGGGAAUCACAGGUACGUACAAAGAUCGAAUGCUCGGCAAUGGGCCGCCGAUUGACAUCCCAGAAGGCGACGACCUUAUGUCCGACGAGUCAGAUAAAGAAGAUGCAGAAGACGACCCCGAAUGUCCAACGAUAAGAAUCAAGAAGCGCACCGAUGCAAAAAUUCGUCAGAAGUUUCAACGGGCGGUCACAUUCCGAAUUCUGGGGAAAUCCUUCCCGUUUUUGUUCAUCCAACGAAGAAUCCAAAAGCUUUGGGCCCGUACCGGGGGGAUUCGUGUUAGCGAUGUUGGGAAUGGCUACUUCCAAGCCGCCUUCGACUCACAGCUGGAUAGAGACAGAGCGUUGUAUGGAGGACCAUGGACGGUCGACGAUUACUACAUCGUCUCGGAACCAUGGCGGAUCGACUUUGACCCUGACUUCGACACCAUUGAGAGAACGUCGGUGUGGGUAAGGCUCCCAAGACUCCCACUCGCUUAUUUCGACCAGGAAAUUCUCACCGACAUUGGAAACAAGAUUGGAAGAAUGGAGAAAAUCGACUUCAACACAGCUAACGGGGUUAGAGGAAACUAUGCGCGGAUCUGUGUCGAGAUUGAUCUCAGGAAAAAACUUGUCUCAAAAUACAGAAUCAAGCGAAGGGUGAGAAGGAUUGAAUACGAAGGGCUUCACACAGUCUGUUUUUCUUGUGGCAAAUUCGGACAUCAGGAGGAGGCGUGCCGUGAGAACAAAACAGGGGAAGAUCAACAAAAAGGGAGAAAAGAAGAACAGGAGAAAGAACAGGAGAUUAGGCCUGAGAUACUUGAGGAUUUUGGACCAUGGAUGCUGGCAACCAGGAGCAGACGAAGAAAACAAACACCGAGGAAGCAGCCAAAUGUUGAAUCGAAAGGAGGUGACAAUCGAAAAACUGAUGAGCAGGUCGGUGGUUCCCGGUUCAACUCUCUACUGGACGAGGAAGCAGAAGAAACAGAGACAAUGGAGGACGUGGAGGAAGCAGAAGCAGAAACAGAAACAACAAUCCAGCAAGAACAGAGUUCAGUGUCCAGAACACAAGGAAAGACACAAGUGAAACAAGCGAAAAAGACACCAAAAGAGAAGUCCAAAAAUGAUAAAGAUGAAGAGAACCCUAAGCAACAUCGGACACCGCAAGAAGGCAAUCAGAAGCAGAGUAACAAAACAAGGAAGGAAAACCAGAAGGCGUCCCCAGAAGCUUCCCUCCCCCCAACCAAAACAACCGAAGCCACAACUUCGACCACCUCAUCCUUAUCCACAACCCCUAAACAAGGAAGUGGAGACAAGAAGAGGAACGGAGAUACCAGCACUGAUCCGAACCAGGGGAGGAUGUUGUUGUCUUCGCCCAGGCAGAAGGGUGUGACUAAAGUUAAGAAGCCACCUGAUGAGGCAAUUAAGGGUGAUAAGGCUAAGCACAAUGUACCAAAAUCACACCAAGACUGCCAGACCCAGAGAACGGCCAAUGAUCAUCAGAAUGAAGGUAACAACUCGUCUAGGAAAAUCACGUUUGGUCACAUUGAGGAGGCCACUGAGAAGAAACAGAAUUCUUACUCUAAAACCCAGAACAAGGGAGCAAGUAAGAACGAGAAUGGAUCAAUGGCUAUGGCCAUUGAUUUGAAAUGA
Molecule: messenger RNA, 1872 nt
Organism: Linum trigynum
Lineage: Eukaryota; Viridiplantae; Streptophyta; Magnoliopsida; Malpighiales; Linaceae
Source: the annotation of a GenBank genome assembly